UAGUAGCACGCCAGCCCUGCAGCACCGCGCAUCUCUCUAGUAUACAAAAGCUCUCAUUUUGUAAGCGCCCGCACAUUGUUAUUUAUACGAUCUCGCUGUUGUUGCCAAUCACAUGCUGGCUCAGUGGCGGAGCUGCUGGAAAAUCGGCCCACACCGUGCUGCUGCUGUUUUCGGAGCAACGUGAUUCAAGGGUCAUUUUAUAAUUAUUAGUAUGAAGGAAAUUCAUCCCGUGCGUGCGUGUAUAGGCCGUGUGUUGGCUGUAUCAUAAGUAAUCGUGUGUGGAGUUCUCUCUUCUCGGGGUUGUUGCUGACCACUUCCGUCCGCGAGACGAGAGGAAAUUCGGACUGCGGGUGUGGCGCGCAUCGUCUCCUGUAAUAACGGGCCUAUAACCGGCUCCUACAUUGUUCUCUGUAUACUCCCAGUUUUUCGGCUUUCUGAUCGAAUGCGCGAAAUUUAAUACACACACACACACCGUGUACAGAGCAGGGUAUAGAUAUAUACUUACUAGUAGCCGUGCGAGCUGUAUCAAGGUUAGAACGGCUGAUUUUCGUUGAGCCUGCUUUUUCACCGCUGCACGCGGUCGACCGAGAGAUUUCCAACGGAUUUCCAGGGAUUCAAGAUUUUUCGCUCUACGGAUUGUUAUACCUAGGGAGUGAUUUUUGAAUACAACCGUUCUGCUCCGAUUUGGAGGUCGUCAUGCGGGGAGAGUACUCGCCAGUAAUGUCUGUCCCUCCAUCGUCCUCUAAGGGUACAGCCAGUGAAAAACCAGGUGGUACAAGUCCUAGCCCAAUAGAAGGUGUUGAAGGUGUUCCAGGCCCAAGCACACUAGACCAGAUCCCAUUGCCACAAAAUGAAGAGCUGGAUGAUUAUGGAGAAACGGCUGACGAGGAGGAGGAAGAAAGCACCGAGGAGGAUUGCGAGAUCAGCGAUUCCGGACUGUUUUGCAAUGGAGAGGGUGAUGAGGACAUUGACGAGUCCGAUUGCCAAUCACUGGCUCUGCAGAGGCAGCCACAACUGCCACAGCGUAUCCAAAGUCCAAAUUUGGAAACUUGUGUGCCCUUGGAUGUCGUAUUACCUCCAAGGAAACGUAAAAGUGAGACUGAAUCCAGCUUACCUUGUAAAAAGCCCAACCCCGAAGACAAAUCUACUGUAAGUCUCAAGAGGCUCGAUGAGAAAGUGAAACAUGGCCGACCAGUCAUACCAACAAAGGACAAUCCUCCUCCAGAAAUGAAUGAUUGGAUUUUGCAAUACCACAGGUGGUCAAACGCCGAGCGUAUGCUAGCAAUCGACGUGCUGGUUGAGCGAAGCGAACCAACCCAGGUCCGGCACAUGAUGCAGGUGAUAAAGCCGCAAUUCCAGCGUGACUUUAUCUCCCUUUUGCCAAAGGAGCUGGCGCUCUCGGUGCUAACGUUCCUCGAACCUCGUGACCUUCUUCGCGCCGCUCAAACCUGCCGUUCUUGGCGCUUCCUUGCCGACGACAAUCUACUCUGGAAAGAGAAGUGUCGGGCAGCUGGGAUCGAUAACCUUAAGGAUUUGCCCCGACGCAAGAACUCCAAGUGCGGUGCAGCUAACUGUACGGUAUCUAGUGCUGCGACUAUGAAUAGUGUGUCACCCUGGAAGCAGGCAUACAUGAGGCAACACAACAUUAAGAUGAACUGGAGGACGAAGCCUAUACGACCACCUAAAGUGCUCAAGGGACACGAUGAUCACGUUAUCACGUGUCUGCAGUUCUCAGGAAAUAGAAUCGUCAGUGGUUCGGAUGAUAAUACGCUCAAGGUCUGGUCGGCGGUGACUGGUAAAUGUUUGCGAACGUUGUGCGGCCACACAGGUGGCGUCUGGUCGUCACAGAUGUCGGGCACUACAGUGAUAAGCGGCAGCACCGACCGAACUCUCAAGGUUUGGAACGUGGAGACAGGCGAGUGCAUACACACAAUGAUUGGCCACACGUCAACGGUGCGAUGCAUGCAUCUGCACGGUAACAAAGUGGUCAGUGGAAGCAGAGACGCGACCCUUAGGGUUUGGAGGAUAGACACCGGCGAGUGUUUGCACGUGCUUGUCGGCCAUUUGGCGGCAGUCAGAUGUGUCCAGUAUGAUGGUAAACUGGUCGUCAGCGGCGCAUAUGACUACAUGGUCAAAGUUUGGAAUCCUGAGAGGGAGGAGUGCCUACACACACUGCAGGGUCACACUAACAGGGUUUACUCGCUACAGUUUGAUGGUGUUCACGUGGUAAGUGGUUCACUGGAUACCAGCAUUCGUGUGUGGGAUGUGGAGACAGGUGCCUGCCGUCACACACUAAUGGGCCAUCAGAGCCUGACCUCGGGGAUGGAGUUGCGUAACAACAUACUUGUUUCGGGCAACGCUGACUCCACGGUCAAGGUCUGGGACAUCGUCAGUGGACACUGUCUUCAGACUCUGUCCGGGCCCAACAAGCACCAGUCGGCCGUCACCUGCCUCCAGUUCAAUAGCCACUUUGUUAUUACCUCGUCUGACGACGGCACCGUCAAAUUGUGGGACGUUAAGAAUGGUGAUUUCAUACGAAACCUCGUAGCAUUGGAGAGUGGAGGAAGUGGAGGCGUUGUCUGGCGUAUUCGGGCCAGCGACACGAAGCUCGUCUGCGCGGUGGGCAGUCGUAAUGGCACUGAGGAGACGAAGCUCCUUGUCCUCGACUUUGACGUGGAAGUCAAGUAAAUAUGAGAUGGUUAAACAGAGUAAAAGAAACCAGGCAUAUAAACAUAAGCAAACUGAAACAAAAAAAUACAAAACAUUUGAACGCUAACGAUUAUUAAUUAAUUAUAAAAAGGAAAAGAAAAACUAAAAGGAAAAAAAUGAGUCGAUUAAAAUUGAGGAGAGGAUGAGUGAAUGUGUGUGAUAAAUCGCUGCUGCUCGCCAGACUCGAAUCAAAAUGGAACGGAAGGUGAGAGAACGCAGGGGAAGAGAAGAAAGAAGAGCGAUUUCCCUCAUGUGACUUCUGUAAAUACUUUAACUUAGAUAGUAUAACUAAUCUACUGUACAAUUUUUCGUGUAUGGCGUCGUGCAUGUGAUUGUGAAUUAAGACUGCUUGUGCGAGACCGUGAGAAAGGGAGGCCGAGAGCUGAACAGCAGACAUCGCAAGAAUAGUGGCAAACACAAUACAACGGAAUGUAAACAAUAUUAAAACGAACGACAGUAGGAAUGUGGGAGAAGUAAAGUGUCACAAACCCGAGACACGAGUGGUGCAGACAGGUAGUCGCAGCUUCUGUCAUUUUGAGAAAAGAUCUUUUUUACAUACAUAUUAUUAUUAUUUUUUUUUUUUGGAGCUCUAUUAUUUUGGCAGUCGAAUUUCAUGUGUAUUUAACUUUAGUAAUUUUAGUUUUUGUUACACAAUUUUAUAUAGUGUUGUAAAUGUUUAUUGCAAAAUAGUGAAAAAGAGUUAAAGUAUUGAUAAAAGUAACUCUCUUACUUUGUACAUUGUAUUUUACUUUAACACUGAAAUUUAAUGAUGUAUUAAAAAGGUGUUUGUCUCAAAAUGGCGCAAGAUGCCAAUAAUUGGGAUUAUUGAAACAGCAAGUCAUGAAAUACUUCUAUUUUCUUGUUCCCAUAACAAGUUGCGUAUCAGGUUUCUGUAUUUACCAUUUGAUCUUGAGUUACUCGAAUGUGUUCGAAAAGUCCUAUGAUAAGUAAUUGCUAAUUAAUAACCCCAUGAAACUUUUAAAAGCUUCGUGUUUCGAGCUUUGUAUUUAUACAUAGCGAUUCAACGACGAACUCCUUUUUCCUUUAAGUAGUGAAUUUCCAUAGCAUAAUUUGUACAAAGUAAAUUAUAAAUUAAUUUGUGUUACUUUAUCAAAUCUAACGACUUGAACAUAUUUCGUUAGCUCUCGUGCGAAUUUAUAUCUAUAAUAUGUACUUUUUAACGUAAAAGUACACGCGGCAAAGCUUCAUUAACUUAUUUUUGAGGUCGUUGCUUAGACUUUUCAAAUCUGUUUUAAAUUCGUUUGAAUAACUUUGGAAAAUUUUCGAAGACUGUUAAACACUUGGAAAAGUUUUACUAUAUUUUUCUUUUUGUUACAUUAUCAAAUGGCUUAAACUAAGCAUGGCAAAUCAUUCUGGGUGUUGGACAGUCUUAAUAUAUAAAUAUACAAAAAAUGCUAAUACGAUUGAAGGAAGAGAUCUUUGAAAAUUAAGAACUUAUUUUUUACUUUGUGCUGAAAAAUUGAAGAACCGUUGGGGGUAAUGAAGCUCUCUGACGUUUUGUGGACUGAUGUAUUGGUAUAUAGAGGGCAAAUUUUUUCCUACAAUGUGCCGAGCAGUUCUCAUUCUUGAUAAUUCAUGCAGGUAUCUUGGAACUAAACGCGUGAAAAAAAUGUUGAAAUGUUUGGUAUAUAAUAAUUAAAAAAAAUAAUAAUAAUAAUUUAUGUAAAAUCCGAUCUCCUGAACGUUGGUAACGUCUUUCAAAAAAUGUGUGUAUAACGUUACUUGUAGGAAUUAUACUUGAAUGAUGAGCUAUAUUUACCAAGAUAUUGUAUCAUACUUGAGAGCAUUGAGUCUGAAAAAUAUGAAAUUAGAUUGGAUGGGUAUAUUGUGAUGUUUAUUAUCAAAUUUAGAUUGUGUUAAUUGAAAAAAAUUUGUUUUACGAUACCUGAAACACGUUAGAGACGUGUCACACAUGUGUAACGUUAUACGAGCCAAUUUAUAAUUUGAGUUUAACAAAAAAAGUAUCAUUUCUGUUUAAAGUAUCUCGAUUAUUGCGCUAGUUUAGACAAAAAUUAUCGUGCGUUUAGUUUCUCCGUGAAAAUUGUUAUCAUUUGUAAUCAUCUGUAUAUUUAAAGUCGUUGAGAAAAUGAAACUUUUAAUAUGUAAAAAUAUCAGUAGGAAAAAAGUCGAUGUUCUUUUUGUAAAUAAUCGAAUUUUCUCGUAAUAAAUUUGAUAGAAAUUUUUCUGUAAGCUAAAUAAUUCGGUAUUUUAGUACGUAAGCAAAAGACUUUGUCAUACUUAACUUGCAUUUAAACGAAACAAAAAAAAAUUGCUAAAUUGGAGAGGAAAUGAGAAAUUUUCUCAAUAUCUCCCACAAUUGUGACACGUAGCAACUGUGUAAUGUAAUGAAUUUUCUUUAAUUUAUAAACCAUUUUCAAUGAUUUAUAUUCACGCCGUAUGCAGUAAAUAUCCACAAUCAAGAAAAAAAGUUAUGUCAACAGGAAGGAUACGAAAGACGAAUACGAAAAAACAUAAUAAACACACCGAAUGAACUGUUGAGUUAAUAUCAGCAAUGUAAACGUUGCGUAUCGAAGCGAUUAUCAUCGAUUUUUAAAACAUCUGUAGAGAUCUGGUUUGCCAUAGUCCAGUAAUAGUGAACGCAAAGGCUUAUUUAUUUUGUGCAAUACAAUACUGGAUGAAGUAGCAAGACUUUAACUGUACGAAUAUACUCAUUGCUUCCUCUGAUUAACGGACGAAGUUUUUUUUAGUAUAAGAUACCUUAUGAGCUUGAUAUCAAACUUUACUUUUAUCAUAAGACAAAACAUAAAAACGAACUUGUUAACAUGUAAAUUCUUGAAGGGAUGUUGUAGUACCUACUUUGAGAGCGUUGACUGUUAUUGGGCCCAGAUCUUGCAGGCCGUAUUUUAUUUGUAUAUUGCUCAAUAGUUUAUAUUAUAAGAAUGUGUUAUCUGUUGUAUCAUUUUUUAUAAGAAAUUAAAGAAAUAGAAAAUGUUGCUGCAUUUUAAA
This is a messenger RNA of Nasonia vitripennis (jewel wasp), 5697 nucleotides long. RefSeq names its product F-box/WD repeat-containing protein 7 (gene ago). Lineage: Eukaryota; Metazoa; Arthropoda; Insecta; Hymenoptera; Pteromalidae. Gene Ontology annotation, cellular component: cytoplasm; nucleus. Bases 697 to 2688 code for a protein of 663 amino acids. The record is from RefSeq and is a predicted model, not a curated record. Gene Ontology annotation, molecular function: ubiquitin binding. Gene Ontology annotation, biological process: ubiquitin recycling; proteasome-mediated ubiquitin-dependent protein catabolic process. The transcript is spliced from 8 exons.